Emiliania huxleyi CCMP1516 is the source of this 1017-nucleotide messenger RNA. RefSeq lists its product as hypothetical. The record is from RefSeq and is a predicted model, not a curated record. Bases 1 to 1017 code for a protein of 338 amino acids. The transcript has a single exon. Lineage: Eukaryota; Haptophyta; Isochrysidales; Noelaerhabdaceae.
AUGGCGCACGUGCUUAGCGGCGCCUGCCUGGGGAAUAGGGAGCAGGCCAGAUGGUUCCUCAGAGUAGCGCGAGCGCAGACAGGGACGGCGAUCAGCAAAGUGGCACAGGCGGCACCCGACUCCAAGGAGACGCUGAAGACGCUGAGGAUGGCGCAUGUCGCUGCGCUGAAGGGCUCACGCUACAGGGUGCUGGACGAGGACGGGUACGAUACACUGGCCCCCGCAGUCGGGGGGGUGUUGCCAGCACUGGUAGAUGACCUCUCGGAGAAGAGCCGAAGGGACCUUGGCACCGGGGUCACGAGGAACUUGCAAGUCGUGGCCGAGGCGGCGACGGGAGCGGUGCAGAGGUGGAUACAGCUCAAUGACGAAGCAACGGCGCGCAUAAUGAAGAGAGAGGAACACAUCGAGUGGCUGAGGAAGCUCUUCGCUGGGUGGAAGGAGGCCCGCCCGGCCUUGAGGGAGUCGCGGAGGAGGAGGGAUAACGGAGGCAACGUGCAGACAGGCCAACAGCCAGUGGGACGAACGAGGGCCGCGACGGCGGCUCAAGCGGGAGGGAGCGGAGACGGUGGGCAGAGAGCGAAGUGGGUGAGACUGAUGAUGCUCCUUCGACUUAGGGAGCGGUUCCGCUGCUGGGCGAGCUUCAGGAUGGUGCUCACGCGAAAAGGAAUCGACGCGAUGUACAAAGCAUACAAGAAGAGGAGAAAGAAGAGGAGAGGCGCCAGUGAUGACGAAACAGAAGCUAGUGCAGACGAGGGCAGGGCAGACCCGGGGACGGCGGAGGCGGACCAGACGGCAUCGACCGCCGAGGGAACGUUGGGAAGAGGCACGAGGAGGGCGGCGACCUCAACCGACUAUGGAGGACCCGUCACCAGACGACGCAGGGCGGACGACGGUGAGGCGGAGCAGUCGCGCAGGGCGAGACGAGGGAGGGAGCAGGACGUUGCGGAGAUCAGCAGGAGGAUGUACGAAGAGAUUAGGAGCAGCAGGGACCCGAGGGACCAUGUGGAAGACGGCUAG